Messenger RNA from Rhodamnia argentea, 947 nucleotides. RefSeq names its product thaumatin-like protein. The record is from RefSeq and is a predicted model, not a curated record. The transcript has a single exon. Lineage: Eukaryota; Viridiplantae; Streptophyta; Magnoliopsida; Myrtales; Myrtaceae. The coding region runs from base 81 to 758 and encodes 225 amino acids. Gene Ontology annotation, cellular component: extracellular region. Gene Ontology annotation, biological process: defense response.
UACUCACCAAGACACUACACCAAGUACUAUCACACAGAGGAAAUCACACCAAAACCCUAUAUUCUGAGCAAACCCCAAGCAUGGCUCGCUUCCAUGCCAUCUGCAUUUCCUCCUUCCUCUUGCUCUCCCUCUUCCUCACUUGCACCAAUGCCGCCACAUUUGACAUCAGGAACAACUGCCCCUACACGGUCUGGGCUGCGGCGGUCCCGGGAGGUGGCCGGCGGCUCGACCGAGGCCAGUCCUGGUCCCUGAACGUGAGCCCGGGCACGAAACAAGCCCGCGUCUGGGCCCGGACCAACUGCCAGUUCGAUGGGGCCGGGAAGGGUAAGUGCCAGACCGGCGAUUGCGGCGGCGUCCUCCAGUGCAGCUCCUUCGGCCAGCCACCGAACACCCUGGCCGAGUAUGCGCUGAACCAGUUCGGCGGCAAGGACUUCUUUGACAUCUCCCUGGUCGACGGGUUCAAUGUCCCCAUGGACUUCAGCCCGACCUCCAAUGGGUGCACCCGUGGGAUCAAGUGCACGGCCGACAUCAACGGCCAGUGCCCCGCCCAGCUGAAGGCGCCCGGCGGCUGCAACAACCCCUGCACCGUGUUCAAGACCGACCAGUAUUGCUGCAACUCAGGAAGCUGCUCGCCUACGAACUUCUCCAAGUUCUUCAAGGAUAGGUGCCCUGAUGCUUACAGUUACCCUAAGGAUGAUCAGACCAGCACUUUCACCUGCCCUGGUGGAACCAACUAUAGGGUUGUGUUCUGCCCAUGAAGUAAGAGUGGAAUCGUAAGGAAUACUAGAUAGGAGACUUAUGUCUAAAUAAUGUUGCUCAAGUUAGUUUGAGCUACUGUACUUGCACGAGUGUAUUGCCUCAGGCUCCUCCAUGCAUGCAGCUGAGGCAAGAACCAAAAGUUAAGGAGUUGAAUAAAUGAACAUCCUAUAUACGCUCUUAAUCAGCAA